AUGUCAGAUAAAACCCCACCGAGAACGCCGCGUACACCUCCAGCCCAAAGGGGACUGGGCAUGCAACACUCCGAAUCCUUAAACCAACCGGAGAACAUCGGUGGCAAGUCACUUCUCUCCCCUAGUUCACGGUUUAUUAGGAGACGAAGUUCAAUUGACUUCAUAAACAACAGCAUGACAGUUCCUAAAACACCUGAUUUACGGAGUGGAACUGAUCAAUUUGAAGGAACUCCACUGAAGUCUCCCAGUUUCUCUCCAACUAAGAGACGUAGUACAGAUUUUUACCAGUUACUGAGAACCCCUGAGAGGCCUGGACAAUCAACUCAACAGAAUAGUGGAGAAGGUCAAGGAUUAGGAGUUAGAGAAGAUGAAUUUUUAUUUCAUGACCAUUUCAAGUCACCGAAGAAGACCAGCCAUAGAGUCACUAAGAAGAAAGAUGAACUGAAAGAGAUAUCAUCCAAUCUACGCACGCGGCUUAAUUAUGCGUUUCAUAAAGUUCAACAGAACGAUCUAGAUACGUUUCGUGAUUUCUACAAGUCUAAUUCACAAUCAUUACCAACUCCACUGAGUUCUGCAGUUUCUACCAGCACAGGUAGUUUGAGACCUCUCCCCAAGUCACAGUCACAUCCAGAUAAAUCCAGGAAGCCCUCACUUAAUGAAAUUGCUUCCAACAAACUGCGGGCUAAUAGUACAUCUGGUGAACCAUCACAACGAAGGCCUCUGGCUGUUCAUCCCCAAUCUGAACAAGAUGCUAUUAUGUCUCUGAUGAGCCUAGCAUCACCCGUUAAGAAGUCAUCAUCGUCUUCCUUCUACUACGAAAAUGCAAUUACAGAUGUUGAAGACAAUGAUGAUCAGGAUGACGAGAAAGUGGAUACGACCCCUAUUAACAUUGCUAACAUUCGGAGUAGCUUUGGUGGUCGAAUCUCAAGAAACACCGAGAAUACUGAUGACGCUACAGAUGAAGAAGAACUAGAUGCCGGUGAACGGUGA
Messenger RNA from Komagataella phaffii GS115, 990 nucleotides. RefSeq lists its product as hypothetical. The transcript has a single exon. The coding region runs from base 1 to 990 and encodes 329 amino acids. Lineage: Eukaryota; Fungi; Ascomycota; Pichiomycetes; Pichiales; Pichiaceae. The record is from RefSeq and is a predicted model, not a curated record.